This is a messenger RNA of Panicum hallii, 878 nucleotides long. RefSeq lists its product as uncharacterized. The transcript is spliced from 3 exons. The record is from RefSeq and is a predicted model, not a curated record. NCBI's taxonomy places the organism in Eukaryota, Viridiplantae, Streptophyta, Magnoliopsida, Poales, Poaceae. The coding region runs from base 192 to 587 and encodes 131 amino acids.
UGAAGUUUGGGCUUUGGACUCUGAUUGGGCCGGGCCGGGGAAUAUACCAUCGCUUCCUCCUCCCUUUCCCCCAGCGUGCGCUGUUCGGAACUUGCAUCUGUUCUGGCCCUCCCGGAGACGAUCGACUUCGCCGGCGACGCCAUCUAGCCACAGGCACAACGGAGUGCUGAGGUGGAAGCACUCUGCUGUGAAUGGGGAAUGCUAUGAAUAAAGACAAAGGUCAUGACAAGGAGACUCACGGAACAAGCAGCGAUAUAAACGAGAAUACAUCUGUGGUUGACGUGAAGGGUCCUAAUCUGCUUGAGCGAGCAAAGGAAGAGAUCGAAGCACUCGCCGGAGCUGUUCAUACUAAGAUGGAGCACCAUUCUAGUCCCCAUGAAAAGGAGGAUGAAUCGCAUAAGGAAGACAAGGAGGGGAGCCUGCAGAAAAUAAAAACCCACACAAAUGAAACUCAUGGAACAAGUACCGACAUAAACGAGAACACACCAGUAGACAAAGUCAAAGGCCCGAAUGUGUUUGAGCGUGCCAAGGAAGAGAUCGAAGCUAUUGCCGAAGCUAUCCAUCCGAAGGGACCAGACAGUAAGUGAGUGUGCCUGGGGGAAUCUUCGUCUUCACUGGCUGCAAAAACAUUAACAUGAGCUAUUACCAGAUGAAUGCAUUUACACGGUGACCAAGAUAUCCACCUAGUGGUCUUUUGUUUACGUGCUCCGGAGCUGUAAGAGCUUUGUUUGUAUGCUACACUGUUUUUCGUUGUGCAAUUGAGGUUUUUCUGCCUAACAGAGAGGCAUGUAAAAAUACCGAAUGUGGAAUUGUGAUGCCGAAAUUAUGUAAAAAUACUGAAUGUGGAAUUGUGAUGCAGGAAUUAUUGUGCUCGACAA